AUGCAUUUGUUUUUUUAUUCGCGUUCUAUUUUUGUGUGUGACGGUUCCGUCCGGCGAAGAAGUAUCUAUUUUCCAAAUAAAUUUGAUGAUUUUCGUUUAGAUCGUUGAAAUAUUUGCAAAAUAUCUUCAGUUUAACACCAAAAUUCAAUAUGCAGAACGGAGACGGUGCGCCGACGGCAGUAGAAACUACCAAAAAGCCUAUACCAGAAGAGGUGACGAAGCAGUCCUUCCGCGUUAAAGUAUGGAGACACUUGGAGACAAAUGGACUGGCGAUGUUCCCUCGUCCGGUCUACAACAGAAUUCCGAACUUCAAGGGUGCCCCCGAGGCGGCGGCUAAACUUGCCGAGCUGGACGUAUUCAAAAACGCCAAUACAAUCAAAGUGAAUCCAGACAAACCACAGGAAACUGUCAGAGUCAUAUGCCUGGAACAAAAGAAGACCUUGUACGUGCCGGUACCACGCCUGCAAACUGGAUUCCUUAAUCAUUUGGAACUACCAGAGGGGCAGACCGGCCCGGCUGCUAUAAGGCAAGCAGUCUCACGGAAUGGAAUGGAGACAUAUGGAAAACCUAUAGGAAUAGAAGAUUCCGUUUCGCUAGAUUUGGUGGUCAUGGGUUCCGUGGCAGUGUCCAAAGAAGGAUAUCGUAUUGGCAAAGGACGAGGUUAUGGCGACCUGGAAUUUGGCCUUAUGAUGCACAUGAAAGCAAUAAGGCCUAACACCAUUGUUGUGACUACUGUCCAUGAUUGUCAGGUGUUAGAUACGUUGCCUGCAGAGUUGUUUGGCCCUCAUGAUGUACCAAUCGACGUGAUCGUCACACCCACACAGGUGAUCGAAACCCAACGCAUGAGUCAGCGACCAGUCGGUAUCUUGUGGCAUCUACUGUCCAAUCGGCGUAUUCAGCUGAUGCCAGUGCUCUCGCAAUUAAGAGAUAUUGAGAUGCUUGCGGGCCGUGCAUGCGCGCUCAAGGAAGAGGACACCGACGUGGAGGAGCGCGCCCCGCCGCGACAGCGACGUCCGCGGCGCCGCACGCGCAGCCACAAGAGCCACAGCGAGGGAGAGGGCAACACAACAGAAGGCGAAGAAGGGAAAAGCGGCAAACCGCGUCGUCCGGCUCGUCGCCGCAAUAGUAACAAGUCGGCAGGAAAGGACGGCAAGGAAGGGAAGGAAGUAGAUACACGUCCAAGGCGCUCCAAGCGGCCGCGCCCCGUUAUUGAUUUCUCCGUUAAGAUAUCAAACAUUAGCCCAAAUACAAGAGUGCGCGAUCUAAAGCAGGCAUUGUCGGAUCGCGGUGUCAAACCACAGGUUAUGGUGUGGAAGGGUUUCCGUGGAUUUUGUUAUUUGCAUUUCUUCAAGCCAGGACCACAGAAGGGCGAGGGCGACAGCGCCCCGGCGGCGAGCAUGGAGGGCGUGCUGGCCGCGCUCGCGGAGAUGUCGCUCGGCGGCAGCGGGGACGGCGCCCCCACCGACGACGACAAGCCGCGCCUGCUGUGUGUGGAGCCCGCCCCGCCCCGCGCCCCGCCCGCCGCCGCGCCCGCACCACAGAGCGGACACGAGCCGCGCCUGCUGUGUGUGGAGCCCGCCCCGCCCCGCGCCCCGCCCGCCGCCGCGCCCGCACCACAGGUACCGCGCACAUAG
Achroia grisella is the source of this 1634-nucleotide messenger RNA. RefSeq names its product methenyltetrahydrofolate synthase domain-containing protein (gene lost). Lineage: Eukaryota; Metazoa; Arthropoda; Insecta; Lepidoptera; Pyralidae. Gene Ontology annotation, cellular component: cytoplasm. The transcript is spliced from 13 exons. Bases 150 to 1634 code for a protein of 494 amino acids. The record is from RefSeq and is a predicted model, not a curated record.